AUGAGAGCGGAGGUCGAAUUCUCAUCAGAGGGUCGAGUGCGCGACCCCUUGGAGGUGCUGCCGCUCCUGCCAGCGCCGUCCCCCCUGUCGUCUCCCUCGGGGCGGUCGAGGUCUCGCUUCGCCCAGGAGCGAGCGAUCAGGGUCAGGACGAACGCCGCUCUGAGGUCCUUAGCCGCGCUGACGACGAACUCGUACCACGACCUGCGGGACUCCAGUUUCGGAUCCUCCAAAGAGUGGGACACGAGCCACGAGCUGCCGCGCAGGAUCUCCGAGAGGGUGCUGCAGUGCCACAGGGACGCGCACGAUCAGAAGAUGUACGACUCCGACGCCGAGUCCGCUUUCGAGCGGCUGGCCUUGCAUGCCAAGCCUGGGACCUACGCGGGCUUCAGUGUAUCAGACAAGGACGACGACGACGUGCCGCAACGAGGGAAGGUCAUGCCCUUCGUGAGCGGCGAAGCGUCUCUGCCUCCAGCGGGGACGCAGCCAUGCGACAUAAGGAUGAUUUCACCAAAAGCGAGAUAUUACUUCGACCGAUUCCACGAGAGGAUGUGCCUGCCGCCCAGCCAGGUCGACGAGGCCGACAUCGAGAAGACGAGAGCCUACAUGGACCCCAGUUUGAGGAGCAGGUCAGCUCGCCUCCAGUUCGCGCUGAGACUAUGGGAGUCAGGCAUGCUCGGUUUCACGGACAUCUGCAGGGCGGAGGUCUCGGUCUUCUUCGUCAUGAAGAAAGUCAACGAGGCAGGCCAGUUCAUUCUCCGGCCCGUCUGGGACCUGAGGCAGGUGAACAAGCGCUUUCAGAAGCCACCUCACCUUUCUCUUGGGUCUCCGAUGGCGAUGGCGGAGCUGGACCUGUCCGACGAGAUCACAGAUGGCAGGGUCUUGCAGUCAACGUGGGGAGACGUGCCAGACUACUUUCACAGAUGCAAGAGCUGCAGCGAGCUGUGGCCGUACAUGGUGUUCGGAGGCGUGACGAUCCCCCAGCUUUUGAAGGAGCUCAAGCGCCAGGGCAAAGGGGUGCCGGCGGUCCCGAAGGGGGCCCGCUACCUGUGCCUGGUGGUGAUGCUGAUGGGCUUCAGCUGGUCACCAGCGAUCUGUCAUGGUGCUCUGGAGGACCUUCUGUGCGAUCUACCUGGCUUCCCGCGGGGAGCUCAGCUGGUCCACGGGCGCGUCCCCCCCAGCUUCUCCGAGACGGCCUUCAUCUACUGGGUGUUCAUGGACGACUUCGCCUCGAUGACCUUGCAGCAGGACGAGAUGAGCGAGGUGGCGGAGGCAGUCCGCGAACACGCUGGGAAGAAGCUCAAGGAGGUGGGCCUCGACAUGCACAAAGACGGAGUCGGGGCAGCGAUGCCCCUCUCUCUGGGCGUGACGAUCACUCAGCGCCCUCAUCGCUUGAUGGCAGCUCAGGAGAAGGUCAAGAAUGUCAUUGGUGCGACCAAGGCCCUUUUGGACCGAGGUCGAGCGACGCCAACCGAGCUAUCAAGGAUAAUUGGGUCGUGGGUGUGGUUGGCGAUGUGCUGUCGGGCCGCCUUCUGCAUGCUGGAUGCUUGCUACAAGUUCGUGACGAAGUACGGCGACGACGAUCAGGUUCACAUCCUGUGGGAGAGCGUGACAAACGAGCUGUACAUGCUUUACCACCUGGCCCCCCUGAUGUAUACCCACUUGGAGUCGAAGUGGAGCUCCAGUGUCUUUGCUACGGAUGCGAGCGAAGAAGGCCUAGGGGUAGUCGAGACGGAGGCGAGCCGGGAAGAAGUCCGAGCCGAAGUCAACCGACAGUGGAGAGCCGACCAUCUUCGGGACAUGGCCAGGGACGAGGAGGAGGAGGAGCUGCUCAGUGGCGAGAACCUCGAGCGAGCCAGACGAGGCAUCCCCCCCGUGGUGUCCGAUGGCGAGGUCCCUCCGAUGAAGUUCAUGGCCGACAUUUUCUCAGGGUACGGCGGCUUCGGGCAGGCGAUCCGCGAGGAACUGCAGUGCCAGACCCUGUUCGUGGACAACGCACGGGAGGCGCGCCACGACCUGCUGGACUCGUCCUUCGUCGAGCUCGUCUGUCGCGCCGUUCUUCGCCCCCUCUUCUUCAUAGUCCACUUGGUGCAGAGAGUACGGGAUGGCAACGCUCUGGCCCAGGCAGCGAUCUCGAUUUGCUACGCGUGCCUGGCAUCGGGGACAGGCUUUUCGCUGGAGAACCCCAGGACCUCGAUGAUCUGGGACCUCCCCGACAUGGCGAAGUUGCUGACGAUGGAUGGAGUUCGCGUAGUGGAGAUGGUGUACUGUGCCUUCGGAGCCCGAUGGAAGAAGCCAACUCGGAUAUUGACCAACGUGCAGGCGCUGGAGGAGCUCGAAUGCAAGUGCUCUCAGGAUCACGAUCAUCAGGAGCUGCGGGGACGCGACUCUCAAGGGCGUCUCUGGACGCGCCUGGCAGCAGUCUACCCGCCACGCCUGUGCAAGGCCUAUGCCUCUUGUGUGGCCAAGGCCGUGUCCAACAACGAGCUGAAGCUGCACGACUGGCGCAUGCGAGAACUCCGAGGCGCAUCGCCGAAGCCAGUCGCAGUCAUGAGUCACUGGGCCAAAGUAUCCCGAUGGCAUCUAGCGUGGAAAGGGGUAUGGGCGUAUCACGAUCAUAUCAAUGUGCAGGAAAUGAGGACGGUCGCGUCGGUAUCUCGUCACCUGUGUCGCUCGUCAAAGAACUGGUUCAGCCGAGUCUUGGUCCUGUGCGACUCUAUGGUGACGGUGGGUGCAGUCAGAAAGAUGCGGAGCUCUUCGCGACCUUUGAUGACGCAGCUGAAGAAGAUCGGUGCGAUCACGCUGGCCACCGGUAUCCGAUUGACGCUGAGGUGGAUACCCACAGACAUGAACCCGGCCGACGGCCCUUCGAGAGGCGAGGAGAUAGGCAGCGCCGAGAUCACCAAGACCAAGUCCGAGCAGAAGAAGAGCGUGAUGGACAGCGACUUCGAGUUCGAGAGGCUCUUCGGGGACAUGCUGGAGAUCAGGGGCAUGCACGACGACUACGACCUGGACGAGAGCUUCCAGGCUGACGGCGACCACACCUUCGACAGUGAAGAUGGGCAGGCUGCUGAUGACGUGGGAAUGUUCGCCGGAGCUCUCGAAGCAGCAGUGACAGUCAAAAAGACGGCCAAAAAGAAAGGCAAGCAACGAGCUCACGUUCCUCAGAACAAGAAAGGCCCCCUCGCCUUCGACAACGCCGCUCGGGGGCCCCCAGUGUCGAGAACCAGCCUGGGCUCUGGCACGCUGGAAGUACCUCUGCGGCUUCUCGUGCACGCAGUUCAGGACAACACUAACGUGUGCUACAUCAAGGAGGUGGAGCCCUUCCUUGUGAAGGUGCGUCUCAAGAGGCUUCCCUUUGCCACGGCGGCCGAGCGUGACAUCACCCUUGCGGCGGAGUUAGACCACAUGUGCUUCGUGGAGAGGGCUUCGGUGUCAAGAGGAUCUGACGCCGGCCAGGCCAUGGAGCCCGUGGACCCGGCAGCCUGA
Messenger RNA from Prorocentrum cordatum, 3486 nucleotides. The record is from the annotation of a GenBank genome assembly. Lineage: Eukaryota; Dinophyceae; Prorocentrales; Prorocentraceae.